CCUAAAACGGCAAUUUUUGCAUUUUAAUUGUUUAAAAGGUCACUAAAAUUUAGUGAGAAUUAGUUCCCUGCUUCCUCCCUGGCAACUAUAAAUUUACAGCUGUUGUCGCGCUCAUGUGCUAUUUUUAUUUUAUGAUGGUGAUGGCAUAGUGUGAAAAGUUUGGGGUUUUUUAGAGUUGCGGAGAGUAUCAUAAGAAGAUAUUGAAUUAUCUAUAAUAAUAAGGACAAUCUGUGAUAUUAUGGAAUUGGAAUUUACAUUGAUUUUGAAUUUGAUUUAAAUAUAUAUUACUUUUAUUCAUUCAUUCUUUUUUUUAACUACCUUUCUAUCUUUUUCAAAAGUUACUUUGUUUUCCUUUUCCAUACACCCUGUUGCUAGAUAAGAUUAGUCCCAAAAUCAAUAAAAUCAAAUCAUCAUCAUGUCAGGUAUUGAAUUAGCCGUUGCUGGUUUAUUAGGUUCUCAAUUAUUAGAAGCCAAAUUGCAUAUCAAAGAAGAUUUCUUACUUGCUCAAAAAGUUGUAAGAGGUGCUCUUCCAUAUUUGUAUAGAUCAUCACAUGGUAAAGCCAGUUAUUGGUAUUACUUCGAACAAACCGCUUUGAAAUAUCCUAAUAAUAAAGCUAUUGCCUUCCCAAGACCUAAGAAGGAUCCUCCAACUCCAAAAGUCGACGAUAAAGGUUUUAAAAUCUAUGAUGAUCAAUUCACAGUUGAAACUUAUACUUAUCAAGAAUUAUAUGACAUCAUCUUAAGAUUCUCAUAUAUUUUGAAAUAUGAUUAUGGAGUUACAGCUGAACAAACUAUUGCUGUUGAUUGUAUGAAUAAACCAUUAUUCAUUUUCCUUUGGUUAGCAUUAUGGAAUAUUGGUGCUACUCCUGCUUUCUUAAAUUUUAAUACUAAAGAUAAACCUUUAGUUCAUUGUAUUAAAAUCGCUAAAGUAUCUCAAGUUUUUAUUGAUCCAGAUUGUGCUGAUCCAAUUAGAGAAACUGAAGCAAAAAUUAAUGAAGAAUUACCUCAAGUUAAAUUGCAUUAUAUUAAUGAACCGGAAUUAUUAAAAGUCUUGACCGAUAAAUCAAGACCAAAACAUAGAGCUAGUGAUAAAACUAGAAGACCAGAUGAUAGAGAUUUUGAUUGUUGUGCUUUGAUUUAUACUUCUGGUACCACUGGUUUACCAAAAGCUGGUAUAAUGUCUUGGAGAAAAGCUUUUAUGGCCGCUUACAUUUUCGGUUAUAUUGUUAAAAUAAAACAAUCUUCAAAUGUCUUGACUGCUAUGCCAUUAUAUCAUUCUACAGCUGCCAUGUUGGGGGUUUGUCCAACUUUAUUAGCUGGUGGUUGUGUAUCUGUAUCUCAGAAAUUCUCUGCUACUUCAUUCUGGACUCAAGCAAGAUUAACUGGUGCUACUCAUAUGCAAUACGUUGGUGAAGUUUGUCGUUAUUUAACUAAUUCCAAAUAUCAUCCUGAUCAAGAUAGUCAUAAUAUUCGUAUUGCUUAUGGUAAUGGAUUACGUCGUGAUAUUUGGUUAGAUUUCAAAAAGAGAUUCCAUAUUGAAGCCAUUGGUGAAUUCUAUGCUUCAACUGAAUCACCAAUUGCAACUACUAAUUUACAAUAUGGUGAAUUUGGUGUCGGUGCAUGUCGUAAAUAUGGUUCCUUACUUAAUCUUUUAAUGUCAUUCUCUCAGACAUUAGUAAAGAUGGAUCCAAAUGAUGAAAGUGAGAUUUAUAGAGAUCCAAAAACUGGAUUCUGUAUUCAAGCUGCUAAUAGUGAACCAGGUGAAUUAUUAAUGAGAAUUUUAAAUGCUACCAAACCAGAAGAAACUUUCCAAGGUUAUUAUGGUAAUAAACAAGCAUCUUCCAAAAAGAUCCUUUUUGAUGUAUUUAGAAAAGGUGAUGCCUGGUUUAGAAGUGGUGAUUUAUUAAAAACUGAUGCUGAUGGAUUAUUAUACUUCGUGGAUAGAUUAGGUGAUACCUUCCGUUGGAAAUCCGAAAAUGUCUCCGCCACUGAAGUUGAAAAUGAAUUAAUGGGAUCGAAAACCAUUAAACAAUCCGUGGUGGUUGGAGUUCAAGUUCCAAAUCAUGAAGGUAGAGCAUGUUUUGCUGUUCUUGAUCCAUUAGAUGAAUAUCUCGAUACUUCAAAACAUCAAGAUAUCUUAUCCAAGAUCUAUGCUCAUGUAAAUCAUUCAUUACCAAAAUAUGCUGUACCCCAAUUCAUUAAGAUUGGUCGUGAAAUUGAAGCUUCUCAUAAUCAUAAAGUUCCAAAGAAUCAAUUUAAGAAUCAAAAAUUACCAAAAGGGGAAAAUAAUGAUGAACUUAUUUAUUGGUUAAAUGGGGAUAAAUAUGAAGAAUUAACUCAUGAAGCUUGGAGUACGAUCAUUAAUGGAGAAGCUAAAUUAUAGACGUUUUGUUUCUGCUCUCCAUUGUGUUACUAUUUCCAAAGUUAUUUCCCCUGUUUACACUCUACAGUGACUGUUAGUUUUUUUAUUUAUUUAUAUUUUAGUUAUUGUUUUGAUUUUUUUUUUUAGAUGUUUUCUUUCUUUCUUCCAUUCUCUUUCUUUUUA
This is a messenger RNA of Scheffersomyces coipomensis, 2545 nucleotides long. RefSeq names its product long-chain fatty acid transporter (gene FAT1). Gene Ontology annotation, biological process: long-chain fatty acid import into cell; very long-chain fatty acid metabolic process. Gene Ontology annotation, molecular function: long-chain fatty acid transmembrane transporter activity; very long-chain fatty acid-CoA ligase activity; long-chain fatty acid-CoA ligase activity. The transcript has a single exon. Lineage: Eukaryota; Fungi; Ascomycota; Pichiomycetes; Serinales; Debaryomycetaceae. The record is from RefSeq and is a predicted model, not a curated record. The coding region runs from base 416 to 2383 and encodes 655 amino acids. Gene Ontology annotation, cellular component: cytoplasmic side of plasma membrane; lipid droplet; peroxisome.